Tripterygium wilfordii is the source of this 2992-nucleotide messenger RNA. RefSeq names its product potassium channel AKT1-like. Gene Ontology annotation, molecular function: protein binding; voltage-gated potassium channel activity. Gene Ontology annotation, biological process: transmembrane transport; potassium ion transport. NCBI's taxonomy places the organism in Eukaryota, Viridiplantae, Streptophyta, Magnoliopsida, Celastrales, Celastraceae. The transcript is spliced from 11 exons. The record is from RefSeq and is a predicted model, not a curated record. Gene Ontology annotation, cellular component: membrane. Bases 167 to 2848 code for a protein of 893 amino acids.
UUCAAGGAAACGACAGGGGCGUGCCACUCAAUAGUCAAUUCUCAAUAUAAAGAGGAGAAACCAACAACAACUAAGAAGAACAAGGAGGAGAAGGAGGAAAACAUAACAUAACGUAUUAUAGAAUAAGAAGAAGAAGACGAAGGUUUUAUCGUCUAAUUAGCAAUAUAUGGAUGGCCUGCGAAACAGAGGAGUGUUUGGGGUGUCUGUUUGUGGGCAAGAGGGGAUAGAGCAGAUGUCAAGAGAUGGAAGCCAUUACAGUCUCUCUAAUGGGAUUCUGCCGUCUCUUGGAGCCAGGAGUAACCGCCGAGUCAAGCUCAGGAGAUUCAUUAUUUCUCCUUAUGACCGUCGAUACAGGUUAUGGGAAACAUUCUUGGUUAUUCUGGUGAUAUACACUGCUUGGGUUUCCCCGUUUGAAUUCGGAUUCCUCAAAAAGCCACAGCCGCCACUCUCCAUUACAGACAAUGUUGUCAAUGGAUUCUUCGGUAUUGACAUUGUUCUCACCUUCUUCGUAGCUUACCUUGACAGAGCCACCUACUUAUUUGUUGACAAUCCAAAGAAAAUCGCUUGGAAGUACAUACGUUCCUGGUUGGUCCUCGACGUCAUCUCCACAAUCCCUUCAGAGCUUGUUCAGAAACUCUCCCCUGAAUCAUUCAGGUCUUAUGGCUUGUUCAAUAUGCUCCGACUUUGGCGUCUCAGAAGAGUUAGUGCUCUUUUUUCCAGAUUGGAGAAAGAUAGGCACUAUAACUACUUCUGGGUUCGAUGCGGUAAACUUAUUUGUGUCACUUUUUUCGCAGUUCAUUGCGCCGGAUGCUUUUACUAUAACAUUGCCGCAAAUUAUGGUGACCCUGCAAGGACCUGGAUUGGGUCAUCCUUGGGAAGUGAUUUCAUUCAAAAAAGUGUGUGGAGUCGGUACGUGACUUCGAUUUACUGGUCUAUCACUACCCUGACGACUGUUGGCUAUGGAGACUUGCACCCUGUCAAUACAAGGGAGAUGAUCUUUGACAUUUUCUUUAUGCUCUUCAAUCUUGGAUUGACAGCUUACUUGAUUGGAAACAUGACCAAUUUGGUUCUCCAUGGGACUAGUCGAACUAGAAGAUUCAGGGAUACCAUACAAGCUGCUUCAAGUUUUUCCCAGAGGAACCAACUGCCUCCUCGCUUGCAAGAUCAAAUGCUAGCACAUUUAUGUUUAAAAUUUAGAACAGAUUCAGAGGGACUGCAACAACAAGAAACUCUUGAUUCCCUUCCUAAAGCAAUUAGAUCAAGCGUUUCACAUUAUCUUUUCUACUCUCUUGUCGAUAAGGUCUACUUAUUUCGUGGGGUUUCUAACGACUUGCUUUUUCAGCUGGUGUCAGAGAUGAAAGCCGAGUACUUUCCUCCCAAAGAAGAUGUAAUCCUGCAGAAUGAAGCGCCAACAGACUUCUACGUACUUGUCAGCGGUGCUGUGGAUCUACUGGUUCUGAAAAAUGGUGUUGAACAGAUUGUAGGAGAGGCAAAAACUGGUGAUGUCUGUGGUGAAAUUGGUGUCCUAUGUUAUAAGCCACAGCUCUUCACAGUGCGGACCAAACGACUGAGCCAGCUUCUACGGCUGAAUCGCACUACAUUCCUGAAUAUUAUCCAGGCCAAUGUUGGAGAUGGAACCAUAAUCAUGAACAAUCUCCUUCAGCAUCUGAAAGAUUGCAAGGACCCAAUUAUGGAAGGAGUUUUACUGGAAACAGAGAACAUGCUUGCUCGGGGUAGAAUGGACUUGCCACUCAGCAUAUGUUUUGCUGCAUUAAGGGAAGACGAUUUAUUGGUGCAUCAGCUGUUGAAACGAGGACUAGACCCAAAUGAGUCGGACAACAAUGGAAGGACAGCUCUGCAUAUAGCAGCGUCUAAAGGUAGCGAGAACUGUGUGCUUCUUCUGCUGGAUUAUGGGGCAGAUACGAAUAGUAAAGAUUCGGAUGGGAAUGUCCCUCUAUGGGAGGCAAUGCUGGGUGAUCAUGAACCAGUAAUCAAGUUGUUAAAGGACAAUGGUGGAGACAUAAACUGUGGAGAAGUGGGUCAGUUUGCUUGCACUGCUGCUGAGCAAAACAACUUAGACUUGCUCAAGCAAAUUGUUCUGUAUGGAGGGGAUAUCAGAUGUCCUAAAAGCAAUGGAACAACAGCUCUCCAUGUUGCUGUUUGUGAAGACAAUGUUGAAAUAGUGAAAUACCUCCUAGACCAUGGUGCCAAUAUGGACGAACCAGAUGUUCAUGGUUGGACUCCAAGGACUCUGGCAGAUCAACAAGGACAUGAAGAAAUAAAAUUUAUAUUCGAAUCUCGUGAAGAGCCGAAAACUCAGUCUGUUGUCAAAAUUCCAGAACAACGGCCACAGCAGCAGAGUAUUCGCUUCCUUGGUAGGUUUACAAGUGAACCAACCAUCCGUCCUCCAUCCCAGGAAGGCACAUUUUCGAAUACGGAUAGAUCUUGGAGCCAAUCCCGUCCGAGGCGAAGGACUAAUAAUUUCCACAACUCACUCUUUGGGAUAAUGUCAGCUGCCCACAAUACGGAGAAAGACACGCUCUUUUCGCAUAAUGAGGCUAAUGGCACCGGAAAGUAUGGUGGAAGUAACCCUUGUAGGGUGACCAUUAGUUGCCCACAAAAAGGAGAAGUUGCAGGAAAAUUAGUCUUACUUCCUAAGACCUUUCAAGAGCUACUUGAGAUGGGUUUGAAGAAAUUUGGAUUCUAUCCAAGUAGAAUUCUAGUCAAGGAUAGUGCUGAAAUUGAUGAUAUAGAGGUUAUUCGAGAUGGUGAUCAUCUUAUAUUUGAAAGCAAUCAGGGUAUGCAAGAAAAGAAUUGUCACGUCUCCCAAAAAGAAGGGGAGUUGUAGUCGACUCAUUUCCUUUUGUUUUUUUUUUUUUGCAUGGUUCUUCUCUGUAAGUGCCACUGGAGAUGUAUAAGUUCGUCUCAAAAAGAAAAAUGAAAGAGAAAAUUUAAUGAAAUUCAUGCAGUGAAAUGUCCAUAUUCAAACUUA